Molecule: messenger RNA, 1942 nt
Organism: Brassica rapa (field mustard)
Lineage: Eukaryota; Viridiplantae; Streptophyta; Magnoliopsida; Brassicales; Brassicaceae
Source: RefSeq, a predicted model, not a curated record
UCUAAAUAUUUGAAAAUAUAUCACAACAUUUGACUGAUAACCAACCAUUUUAAUUUACUAAUUAUGCUUUAAUAAUAUUAUUUAAGCUACGACAUAAUAAAAUAUAUCAACUUUGAAAAUUAAUUAUUUUAGAACUUUAUAUUUAGUAUUUUGAAAGUUAUUGAUGUAUCUAGUGCUACAACAUAAAAACUUACAUCAUAUAUUCUAAAGUAACAAAUAAAUAAAGCCACUACCUCUACCAAUCAAGUCCCAAAGAUUACAAAAUCAAAAUAUUAUUUAAUAGUUCGGUAAUAUAUUUCAUAUAAUUUUAUCUUAUUUCAUAAAUGAUCGUAUUUGUUUUCUAAUUUUAGUUUUCAUUAACAUAAAUAUUAAAAUGAAAUUUUAAAUUAUAAAUCAAUAUAUACAUGCAUGCUUGUAUUCUAACCAAAACUAACUAUAUAAUAUAAUAUAUUUUAAUCAUCGAGCUUGAAGCGAUCGAUAUGUCGUAAAAAGAGCUUAGAUCGAGUGUUCUACACGACCACAUAUUAGUCAUUGUACACUUCAGAAAAUGUGUAUUAAAAAAUUAAAAAUGUUUAUAGACUAUACUGAAAAGGUACUAAAAAUAGUAAUUAUUUAAUUGACUCAGAUCUUUAAUUGACCCAACAUGUGUAUUCUGUAACGUACCGGACUUGAAAUCUCGAAUUCAAACCAGUUAAUAAUAAUCUUCAAAAAUAAGAAAGCGACAGCUGAAAAUUAAAAUAAAAAUUACCAAAAAUAAACAGAAAAGUCCAAAAAUAACAAAUACUAGCAAAAAAGAAAAGAAAAGAAAAGAAAAGCGAGAGAUCCGUGAUGCCCAAACGAUUCGCUAUUCCACGCGUCACUGUCUGCGACUAAAACCACGCGCUUCGCUGUUUACCGACUUUUAAUCUCUUCUCAUAUCUUCCCUCUCUUGUCUCCACUAUAAAAUCUCGUGGUUCCCUUCUUCCUUUUCUGCACCGAUACUCCCACGCUAAUUUCGAAAUUGCCACUGAUUAUUUAAAACGUACCAUCUAAACCGAGUAAUUAACCAUAACCGGUUAAGCUAUGGACGGUUUACUGACCGACGAGGAGAGGCUAACUCGGAGUGACUCGGUUGGUAAGAAGCGAGUCAGAGACGAGUUGGAUGAGCUAGUUAUCAACUCGCCUGAUGUAAAGCGGUUGAGAGACGAUUUGUUCGAUGACUCGGGUCAUGACCCAGCCACUCAAGAUCUCGACUCGUUGAUGAAGAGCUUCGAGGAAGAGUUGUCGAACACGACGACGGUGCAAGACUCCGGCGAGGCUCUGCCGGAUCUCGGAUAUCUUUUCGAAGCUUCCGACGACGAACUGGGUUUGCCUCCUCCGCCACCGCCACCGUCAACGCUUCUUCCUCCGUCGUCUGAGGAAACAAAGGAGACGGAGUUGGUACGAGCGUCGUCGGGAGUCGGCGAGCCUGUUACGGGUUUUGGAUCUUUCGAGCUGGAUGAUGGGCUGUUCGAAUAUUCCGAUGUUUGUUUAGAUUCCGGUGACCUGUUUUCAUGGCGGCCGGAAACUCUACCGGCGGAGUAACAAUGUUUGUGGAGUUUUUUUAAAAGCGGGAGAUGAAACGGUGGCGUUUUAAACUCGCUUAGUGAUGAUAUAAGAUCUCUAUAUUAUUGUAAGAUUUUAGGAUUAGAGAAAAAUCAAAGGCGUAGUGUGGGUUAAUGACUUAGAUUGGUAGUUCAUACCCGUCCUCUUUUUCCAGGAUCUGUUCUGUUGAUCUUGAAUCAUCUUCAUCCUGUGUGUUAGCUUUUGUUAAUGUUUAAACUAAAGUAUUAUCAAGAGUUUAAUCCCAGAUAUUAGAAUCUGUGUAUAAGUAAAAUGUUCAUAUUAGAUCUUUUUGGUUUAUGUGUGUGACAAUGUUCAAAUUUUCAUAUCAGAAGCUAAUAUAAAGUUCACAAUUUUUCUU